Molecule: messenger RNA, 2607 nt
Organism: Strigops habroptila (Kakapo)
Lineage: Eukaryota; Metazoa; Chordata; Aves; Psittaciformes; Psittacidae
Gene: CRYZ
Product: crystallin zeta
Exons: 9
Coding region: 17-1084 (355 amino acids)
Cellular component (GO): cytosol
Molecular function (GO): quinone reductase (NADPH) activity; mRNA 3'-UTR binding; zinc ion binding
Source: RefSeq, a predicted model, not a curated record
AGGAGCGGGCCUUGCGAUGAUGGGCGCGCCCGGGGGGGGGGCCUGGCGCCGCUCCGGGCCCACUACCCGUAAAGCGGCCGGUACUCGGAUCACUAUGGCAGCCACGAGGAAUGUGAUGAGAGCUGUCAGAGUUUUUGAGUUUGGUGGCCCUGAGGUGCUUAAGCUCCAGUCAGAUGUCCUAAUUCCUGAUCCAAAAGAAAAUCAGGUGUUAAUUAAAGUCCAUGCCUGUGGGGUAAAUCCUGUUGAGACAUAUAUUCGUUCUGGAAAUUAUGCCAGAAAACCAGCUCUGCCCUACACUCCUGGCUCAGAUGUGGCUGGGGUGGUGGAAAGUGUUGGGGAACAUGUGACUGCGUUCAAGAAAGGUGACAGGGUUUUUACCAUCGCUACGAUCUCGGGAGGAUACGCAGACUAUGCGGUUGCUGCGGCUAAUAAAGUCUUUCCUUUGUCGGAUAAACUGGACUUCAGGCAAGGGGCAGCGAUUGGAGUACCCUACUUCACUGCUUACCGUGCUCUUUUCCAAAAAGGCUGUGCCAAAGCAGGGGAAAGUGUGCUAGUGCAUGGUGCGAGUGGGGGAGUGGGAAUAGCAGCAUGCCAGAUUGCCAGAGCUUGUGGUUUAAAGGUUUUGGGUACAGCAGGAACCGAGGAAGGCAUGAACAUGGUCCUGAGAAACGGUGCUGACCAGGCAUUUAAUCACAGAGAGGCUAAUUACAUUGAUAAAAUUAAGGAGUACACAGGGAUGGGAGGAGUUGAUAUAAUAAUAGAAAUGCUCUCCAAUGUCAAUCUUGCCGCUGACCUGCAACUGCUGAACUACAGAGGAAGGGUGAUGAUUGUGGGCUGCAGAGGUUCCAUUGAGAUAAAUCCAAGAGACACUAUGAGUAAGGAAUCCAGCAUAAUUGGAGUUGGCCUCUUCCUUGCAACCGAGGAGGAGAAGCAUGAAUGUGCAACAGCACUUCUUGAUGGCAUAGAAGCUGGCUGGCUGAAACCUGUUGUAGGCUCUGAAUAUCCACUAGAGAAAGUGGCGAAGGCCCAUGAAGACAUUAUUCAUGGUGGUGGUGCUCGGGGGAAGAUGGUGCUCCUUCCAUAGAGUCUUUUUCCAGUUCUGUUGUAGCUGUUCCAGCUGCACCUUUGCUUACCUGAUUCAUUGACUGUAUGUUACAAAACAUACUUUUGAUCAGGUUUGCCAGUAACAGCAAAGGCUAACUUACAUUAAUGACAUUAACGAUCAGUCUAUUUUCUUCUUGUAAUAAGCAGAGUUUCCGAUACUUUAAUUUUUGUAGAUUUUUUUGGCUAAUGUGGAAAUAAUGGACUUCUGCUGCUGGUGUGGCCUUGUGGUGCGGGGGAACCUCACAUCUAAAGCAGGAUUUGAUAUCCUGCUCUGUGUAGAUCAAGCAGAUAAGCAAAUGAACAUAAUUAACUCUAUGUAUACAGCUGGGACUCUGAAAAUUCCUUAGCCACAAAAUUUGUCGUCUUACUUAUUUUUUGUCACAUAAUUUACAUGGAAUAAAAGCUUUUACUGCCAAAAUAAGUUCACUUUCCAGCUUGAAAAAUGGGCAAAGAACCUCUCAAAUAUGAACUCUUUGGAAGCAGAGGCAGUUUCAUGUUGCUGCACCUGACUUCAUAUCCGAGGUCCCAAAGCAUUACCCAAAGGGAUGAUGACUCUGGAGCUGCACGCUAAUAGCUGCUGCUCUGCAGUAGCUAUCCAGCCCUCACGGUGAAUGGCUGGGUAGCAGGAUUUCAAUUCUGCCUGUGACCUUUGUCAAAUUUAAAGUCCCCUGAAUCCCUGGCUACAGUGAGGAGACAGGGGCUGCACUGGGUGCUGAGAAGUCAUCUUACUUCAUAAACGAAUGUGUUUACAUGGUUGACUUGUUCUAAAUACAAACUGAUUAAGGAAGGGCAAUUUCUUUGCUAUGUUGACAGUUCUUACCUAAGAGCUCAUCUCAGUCUCCCCUCUGGCAGGUUAAAGCCAUUCCCCUUGUCCUGUCCCUACAGGCCCUUGUCCAAAGCCCCUCUCCAGGUUUCCUGGAGCCCCUUUAGGCACUGGAGCUGCUCUAAGGUCUCCCCUUCAGGAGCCUUCUCUUCUCCAGGCUGCCCCAGCCCAGCUCUCUCAGCCUGGCUCCAGAGGUGGCUGUUGAGUACAUCAGCUUUCUCCAUGUCAGUUGUCACCAGCUCUCCUGUCUUAUUUACGGGUGGUGGUACAUUGUCUUUAAUCUUCCUUCUCUGGCCAACAUAUCUGUAAAGGCUCUUGCCAUUCUUUGCAUCCCUCUCCAAAUUCAGUGCCUUAGCUUUUCUAAUCCAUCCCUAAAUGUCUGGGCAGCGUCCCUACAUUCUUUCCUGGAGUUGUUCUUUGCCUGAUUUGAUGUUGUUAUUUUCUGAUUGGAGAGAAUGUGAGAUAAAUAAUAAACAUUGAUUUUUGGCUUUUUUUUUCAUUAAUAACUGAGUGUAGAUAUUGAUCUUUUCCUACAUUUUAAAAUUAAUUCCGAUGCUCAUGCUCACUCUUGGGUUAGCAGUUGAUAGGAAAGGCUGAUGUCAGACCUGUUUCUGGCAUCUGUCCUUCUAUUACACCUGGAUCAGUGUUUUGGUUUUAUUAAAGGCAUUACCAAGGUCUCA